Molecule: messenger RNA, 681 nt
Organism: Dufourea novaeangliae
Lineage: Eukaryota; Metazoa; Arthropoda; Insecta; Hymenoptera; Halictidae
Product: selenoprotein K-like
Exons: 4
Coding region: 146-415 (89 amino acids)
Biological process (GO): calcium ion transport; endoplasmic reticulum calcium ion homeostasis
Cellular component (GO): endoplasmic reticulum membrane; Golgi apparatus
Source: RefSeq, a predicted model, not a curated record
ACGUGGAUGUUAAAAAAUUCUAAGAAGACGCUUGCAAUAUUCAGCAGAACAACAUUAUUUAUUAAAUCAUAAGUGAUAUAUAUUUUCCGUUCUAUUAAUCGGAGCUGCCUACUGGAAAAAUUAGUCUACAGAAACAUCUUAAAUCAUGGCUUAUAUAUCAGGAGGUGAAGUUUUAGACAGUACUCCAUGGAAUUUGAAAAGAAUAUUUGGUAUUUUUACUGGCAUAAUUUACAUGAUUAUUAUGUUUUUCAAAACAAUGAUCAAUCCUGAUAUGAACAAAUAUGGAAGUGGUUAUACAAGAGAUUAUAGACCUGGAUCUGGGCCACCACGUCCACCAACACGUAGAUUAGGAAGACCGAAUACAGGAGAUAAUAUGAACAUUCCCUUUGGUGGAUGCAGCAGUUGUGCUGGUUGAAAUAAUUAUGUGGAAACUAUAUUUAUCAACAUUUUCAAAUAUUGAUAUCAAUCGCAGAAUUGUUCAAGAACAAAUAAAUUAAAACAUUAUUUCCCAUAUAAAUUUAUACAUUGAAUAAGUGAACCAUAAUUUGUUAAAGAACAAUUUUAUUGAAUAGAGUAGAUAAUUUUUAUGUUAAAAAUGUUACAAAUUAUAAAUAUGUUACACAUUGUACAUUGGCUAGGAAACGAAGUAAGUGUUCUAUAGCAAAUAAACUUGUAUGUACA